AUGCCCCGGAGCAAGUACGAGACUCGGGCCCUAUGUACCGCGAACACAAGAGCCGAGUCUCGUGUGAAGUUGAAGUACCGGUACCGCUGUACAGCCGCAUGGGCUGAUUUUAAUGUAUUCAAGUCAAAUGAGAACAUGAUCAAGCGAUCAAUUAAUCCGCCAACGAGAGUACCAAAAUAG
This is a messenger RNA of Plenodomus lingam JN3, 180 nucleotides long. Lineage: Eukaryota; Fungi; Ascomycota; Dothideomycetes; Pleosporales; Leptosphaeriaceae. The record is from RefSeq and is a predicted model, not a curated record.